Messenger RNA from Vespula vulgaris, 1582 nucleotides. RefSeq names its product protein Peter pan (gene ppan). Gene Ontology annotation, biological process: rRNA processing; ribosomal large subunit assembly. The record is from RefSeq and is a predicted model, not a curated record. Gene Ontology annotation, cellular component: preribosome, large subunit precursor. The transcript is spliced from 5 exons. Gene Ontology annotation, molecular function: rRNA binding. Lineage: Eukaryota; Metazoa; Arthropoda; Insecta; Hymenoptera; Vespidae. The coding region runs from base 258 to 1520 and encodes 420 amino acids.
CUAAUUUCCCUAUAGAUAGCUCUUCGAUCGCCAUUUCCGUACGCCGAUUGGUGCUGUGUGUAUCGUUCGCAAUAUGGCAAUAAUAAAAUGUAUAAGUUUUAUAUAAAGUUAAUUUAUAUUAAAUAAAAAUAUAUCGUAUAUAAAUACAGUGCAGGUGAAAUAAUCUUUAAGAAGAUUUUAAUCAAAUCACUUUUAAGGAAAUAAAAUCGUGUAAGUUGAACACGUGGUUUUAAACUUAACCUUAAAGUGAAAACAAGAUGGGCCAUCGUAAAAAGGGACGUUGUGUUAAGCGAAAUAAACAAUUAAAUAUAGAAGAAAAAGAAGAUUUAGUAAAAGCUCCUCACUCGUUUGUAAUUCAUCGUGGUUUACCAGGAGAACACAUAAUAGAAUUAACUAAGGAUUUUCGUAGAGUUAUGGAACCAUUUACUGCUAGUUCGUUGAAAGCUAGAAAACGUAAUAGUAUUAAGGAUUUUGUAUCAGUUGCCGGUGUGUUACACGUUAGUCAUUUAUGUAUUUUUACAAGAACAGAACUUGGGAUGUAUCUUAAACUCUGCAGGUUACCCAGAGGACCGACGCUCACUUUUAAAGUACAUAAUUUCUCGUUAGCAAAAGAUGUAGUAUCUACAUUAAAAAAACAAAUGGUAUUUGAAGAAGCUUUUAAAAAUUCUCCUUUAAUUGUAUUAAAUAACUUUAGUGGAGAGGGUAUGCAGUUAAAAUUAAUAGCUUCAAUGUUUCAAAACAUGUUCCCAACUAUAAACUUAACUAAUGUUGAUUUAAGUACAAUUCGUCGUUGCGUAUGCUUAAAUUAUAAUACAACUACAAAAAUAAUUGAUUUUAGACAUUAUGCUAUUAAAGUUGUACCCGUUGGUUUAUCAAAAGGUGUUACAAAAUUAGUAAGAGCUAAAAUACCGAAUCUUUCAAAAUGUCAAGACUUUUCAGAGUUUUUGACAAAAUCGACAGUAUCCGAAAGCGAAGCGGAAGACGAUCCUACCAGUCAUGUUACGUUAUCGCAAAAAUUAUCAUCUCGAGGAAAUCAUGAAAAUACUACUAGUGCUAUUAGACUUUCUGAAUUAGGGCCAAGAAUUACUUUACAAUUAAUGAAAGUAGAAGGUGGACUUCUCGAUGGCGAGGUUUUGUUUCACGAAUUUAUUCAUAAAACUGAAGAGGAAAAACUUCAAAUACAAAAGAAACGGGAGGAGAAGAAAAAGCUUAAAGAAAAAAGAAGAAAGACACAGGAGGAAAAUAAAAAGAAGAAAGAAUUGAGAAAAGAAGAACAUAAAGAAAAAUCAUUAAAAGGAAUGCAAAAGAAAAAGGAAAUUGCAAAAGAAUCUAUGGAAGAAAGUGUUGUAGAAGAAGAAGAAGACGACGAUGCUCAAUAUUAUCGAGAAGAAGUAGGAGAAGAACCUGAGAAGGAAUUAUUUGAAGGAAAAACUAGUCAAAAAAGGCGACAUAAGUUUAUACCAAGGUAUAAAACAAAAAAAUUAAAAAAAAAUAUAUCUGAAAAUGAAACAAAUGAAUAAAAAAAUUUGUGAUGAAAUUCAUACAGAAAUUAAUAUAGAGAGAACUACAAUUGUUAUUUAAA